GGGGCUUGGCUAUACCCAAGUAGAAGAGAUAUAUAAACUGCACCCAUUUCGCUGGGCCUUCUCUAUUUGCAUUCUUCUAUGAUAGAACGUGCUUCUGGGGAGUCGGACUGGGUUCAAUGCUGGAAAUGAAGGAGGCAAAAUUGCUCCUUCUAUAACUCCUGUACACGAGAUUACCGUGGAGUUAAUCUUGAAGUUCUUGGAUUCAGUAAUGCUGUCGGUGCCACUAUCCACUGCCAAUGUUAGCGAAGAGAAAUCCAUGGAGUCAGGUAGGGCCAUGAUGGAGCGUCAAACUGCUCGCAGGGCCCCAACCAAUAUGACACAGAUGCCUGAAUCUCUAUUUGCCAGUGUCAUCCUUGCUAAAGACCUCACUGCAAGGUGCAGAGGCAGAUCACUGCAACUCACAGAUGAUGCGAUACAAAGCAUAACACAAGACCUGGAGAAUGUCAUUCAGAACAUAUGUGAUCAUCUUGGCAGGAUACCAGCAUCAGCAUUUGGCAGCAAUGCUUGUACAGAUGGGGCAAUUAGAUCACACUCAAUGAUGAGCUACUUCGGGGUUGAUAUGCCCCUGAAUGCAGCCACCGAUGGGCCCAACAGGAGGUCUGUCUACGACAGUGACAUGCCGAGGCUUGUGGACUUUCUGCGGGGAAUGCACCAUGAAUCACAUGAAUUUGGUGGGCAGACGUUCAACUCUCUCCCAGAGGUCACGGAAUUUGUUGAGCCAUUGUAUGAUGCAUUCUUCUGUCCGCUGACAAAAGAGGUGAUGACUGAACCUGUGACAACAGAGGGUGGCGUGACAUAUGAUAGGAGAGCCAUAGAGGAACACUUUGAGAGGUUCACAGGCAGUUCUGAACCUGUCAGUUGCCCUGUCACAAAAAUGCCAUUGCAAAGUAAGGCAGUGAUGAGCAAUGCUUCCCUGAAGAGCGUGAUUGCAGAAUGGACAAUGAGGAAUGAAGCAAUGCGGAUCAGGAUAGCACGCACUGCGCUCGCACUGUCGACUACAGAUUCUAUGGUGCUUGAGGCUAUACUUGAGCUGAAGUCUCUGGCCAAGCUGAGAGGGAAGAACAGGAUGCAGAUACAUAAGAUUGGGGUCACCAAGUUCCUAGCAAAGCUGUUGGACAACCACAAUACACAGAUUCGGUGUGACGCACUGGAGCUUCUGUGCUUACUAGUCGAGGAUGAUGAAGGGAAGGAUAUCAUUGGAAAAACCAAGGCCAUUGCCAGGACAAUAAAGCUACUGUCAAGUAAUACUACUGAUGAAAGGCAUGCAGCCAUCUCUUUCUUGCUAGAGCUUUCGAAGUCGGAGUUAUUGUUGGAGAAUAUUGGGUCAACUGCUGGAAGUAUUCUGAUUCUCACCACAAUGAAGAUUAAUGAUUCUGAUGAUCCAAUUGCUGCUGAGAAAUCCAGAGCAGUCCUCAAGAACCUGGAGAAGUGUUCGAAGAACAUCAAGUACAUGGCUGAAAGUGGCUACCUAGACCCUCUUCUGAGUCAUCUAGUUGAAGGUCCAGAAGAGGUGCAGAUGGAGAUGGUCAGCUGCCUAAGUGAGCUGGUGCUAGAGCAGGAGCUCACCAUUGACAUCACUGGGAACACUUCAGGGGUCCUCAUCAAGAUGGUGUGUGGCUGCAACACUGCAGUCCGCAAGGCUGCGCUUGAAGUCCUUGUCCAGCUUUCCUCCCAUCACCCCAACAACAAGGUGCUUGUUGAGGCAGGUGCUGUCCCAGUCAUGGUUGAGGAGCUCUUCAUACGAAAGGCAGACGACGAGCCUUUGUGCUACAAGGCCAGUGCUGCCACAGUCCUUGCCAACAUCGUUGAGUCUGGCAUUGAUCCAGACACCACCGUGGUAAACAAGGAAGGCCAUGUCCUCACGUCCAAGUACUGCAUCUACAACUUCGUGCAUAUGGUCAAGUGCUUCAUGCCUGACAACCUCAACCUCAGCAUCAUCCGCCUACUGCUUGCGCUCACAGCACUCGCCAAGCCCCUGGACGUCGUGGUCUCUGUUGUCAGGGAGAACCACCGAGGCCAUGCCAUUGUUGAGCUCAUGAACUCCCGAAUGGAGGAGCUUAGCAUUGCUGCGACGAGGCUGCUCAUCACCCUGUCCGCACACAUUGGCCACACCGUCGCCGAGAGGCUCUGCAAGACGCAGGGGCAGCCAGGCAGGCUAGUCAAAAGCAUCAGCCAUACUGGGCACGUCACUGAGCGGCGUGCUGCAUCAGUGAUGCUCCUCUCGAGGCUACCACACCGAAUCAUCUCGCUCAACCUUGGGCUCGUGCAGGAGGGUGCCGUGCCAGCCAUACUGAGCGGGAUAGAAGAGGUGCAAAACGGCACAACAAGAACGAGCAGGCACGCGGUGCCAUACAUGGAUGGUCUUGUGGGAGCACUGGUGCGUCUCACCACGACGCUGUACAACCCGACCGUGCUUAAGGCAGUCCUGGACCACAGCUUGGCCUCGGUGCUCACCAAACUCCUCACCGGAGCUUCUGGAAGCAGUGAGGUACAACGGCUUGCCGCUGUGGGGCUCGAAAACCUCAGUUAUCAGUCCAUCAAACUGUCCCAGCUGCUGCCCGAGGAGGAUCCACGCCCAAAGAGGAAGACCAUACUCAAACGCCUAAUGGACACAAAAGUGCAUGUCAACAAGAACCCACAACGCCAAGUCUGCCCGGUACAUCGGGGAGUUUGUUCUGCAGCGACAACCUUCUGUCUCCUUGAGGCCGGUGCCAUCCAGGGCCUCCUUGGCUGCAUCGAGAGCGACAACACCCGCGUCGUAGAGGCCGCGCUGGGAGCACUGUGCACGCUCCUUGAUGACCGGGUGGACGUCAAGAUGAGCGUGGCCAUGCUGGCUGAGUUGGACACUGUGACGCGCGUGCUCGGGGCGCUGAGGCGGCACAAGGAGAAGAAUACUCUGUGGCAGAAGUGUUUCUGCAUAGUGGAGAAGUUCCUAAUUCAUGGCGACGACAGGUGCUUGAGGGAGGUGACUGGGGACAGGAUGCUGCCGACGGCAUUGGUGAGCGCCUUCCACAAGGGCGAUGCGAGCGCCAAGCAGGCCGCGGAGGGCAUCCUCAGGCGGCUGCACAAGAUGCCCGACUACUCAGCGACCUAUGUGUCCGUGGAGUUUUAGAGCUUGCCGUGAUCUACUGGUGAUUAGGGAUCAGGCACUUGAUGCUGUGCAUAUGUUACAAUGUUUCAAACAGGAGCAAUUGGGAGUGUUUAUUUGUUCGUUUCAUUUCCAGCAUUGUAAUUUGUAUGCCUGUAUGUUGGCACAUGUGAAUGAAAACCGGUGAAAUUUUGUUGAGUGAC
Brachypodium distachyon (stiff brome) is the source of this 3291-nucleotide messenger RNA. RefSeq names its product putative U-box domain-containing protein 42. The coding region runs from base 209 to 3112 and encodes 967 amino acids. Gene Ontology annotation, biological process: protein ubiquitination. The transcript is spliced from 4 exons. The record is from RefSeq and is a predicted model, not a curated record. NCBI's taxonomy places the organism in Eukaryota, Viridiplantae, Streptophyta, Magnoliopsida, Poales, Poaceae. Gene Ontology annotation, molecular function: ubiquitin-protein transferase activity; protein binding.